AUGCAAGAGGGAGAAAAAUGGGGUGGUAGUCCUGCAAGGCAAAGCCCCACCAGAUUCAAUGGCAGACCUCUGCUGACGAAUAUAAAUUCGAAUUUGUCUCUACCUGCCAUCAUCGCCUAACUUUUUCCAUAAAAGCUUCAGGAACAAGAAGAAGAUAAAACCCAUAGCUGUUAUCUCUCUCAAGAAGCACUGACCGCCUUGGUUUUCUAGGGUUUCCUGUUAGUUUGGACACAAGCAUCACUUCAAUUUCAUUUCAAACCAAGGAUCAGAUGAGAAUUCUGCGAUGUUAAGGGUUUUUGUAAUGUUAAUAAAUAAUAAAUCUUCUUCAUAGGUUUAUCUACUUGUGCUAUUACACCUUAGGCUUUUCAAGUCAAUUCUUGUUGGAUCCUUUCAUCCAAAGGAUGCAUGGAUUCUCUACAGUUGACGGCUUUGUGGAGAUAGCUGAAAGCUCGGCAGAGAUGAUCAAGUAUAUAGCAAAUGAACCUUCAACUGGGCUUUUCUACAUUCAACAGCAUACAAAAAAUGCUGUUCCCAAUGUUAUCAAUCUGAAGAAUAGUGUGGUACACAAAUCUCAUGAAACAACUCUCCACACUGAAGAUUCGGAGGAUUCGAUCACGAUGUUAAGAUCGAUGAAAGAAUGUGGUUUUCCUAUUGCUGAUGAGAUGAUCAGAGACAUAAGGAAGUCUCUUGCUAUAAUGUCAACCAAACAGCCAAGAAGGGGCUUGAUCCAUAAUACUUCUGGCAUGCAGCAACAACAGCCAGGGAGAAUGAGCACCUGGAGAUCGACCAGUUGGGGGCGAAGAGCAAUUGGAGCCCCAUUUAAUGAUGACAGUGGAGGUUAUAUUUCAACAGUAUUCAAGUCAGCAAGAGAAAAGGCGAGCAACUUUAAGUGGCCACAGCUUGACAUCAAGGAAGAUCUUGCAGAAGUUGAAGUUGAUAAACUACAGCCACAAGCUAUCCAACCGCCAGUUGCUUCUACUACUUCUAGCUCGUCACAGCCAGAUGUGGACAAUGAGGAGUUGCCUCUGUCCAGUCAAGUUAAUGAUCAGUCGCAACAGGAUGACAUGGUUGAUGAAUGCUUGAAUACUGAUUUACUUUCGGUGUCCGAUAACUUCGAUGAUUUCAGGGCUGAUAAAGAAGCGAAACUGGAGGAGUGGUUGGGAGGAUCUAGCGGCUUGAAUAAUUUAAGAGAUUUGAGGGCAGGGUAAGGCCAUUGACAUUGAUUUUGAAGUAGUGUUGAUGCCUUUUACAGUGCCUUUUUUUACUGUAAAAAUGAUAAUAACAAAAAUCACUCUAGACACACGUUCUUUUCUUCAUUUUGUCCGACCCCGAAUUGCACUAGUGAAGAGUUGUAUUUCCAUAGCUUUGUAACAUGAUGUUAUUCUUACUGGAAUAAGUAUUUACUGAGUGCCAUAUGUUCAAUUUUACCUUUCACAUUUGAAAACUGAUAAAGGAUUUCAAUACAAUUGUACCUAGAAGGUACUGGACUGUCUUGGAAAUUAAACUGCUUGGUUUAAGGAU
This is a messenger RNA of Cucumis sativus (cucumber), 1521 nucleotides long. RefSeq lists its product as uncharacterized. The transcript is spliced from 3 exons. NCBI's taxonomy places the organism in Eukaryota, Viridiplantae, Streptophyta, Magnoliopsida, Cucurbitales, Cucurbitaceae. Bases 402 to 1208 code for a protein of 268 amino acids. The record is from RefSeq and is a predicted model, not a curated record.